Molecule: messenger RNA, 1779 nt
Organism: Trichoderma aggressivum f. europaeum
Lineage: Eukaryota; Fungi; Ascomycota; Sordariomycetes; Hypocreales; Hypocreaceae
Exons: 2
Coding region: 1-1779 (592 amino acids)
Biological process (GO): circadian regulation of gene expression; entrainment of circadian clock by photoperiod
Cellular component (GO): cytoplasm; nucleus
Molecular function (GO): deoxyribodipyrimidine photo-lyase activity; FAD binding; DNA binding
Source: RefSeq, a predicted model, not a curated record
AUGGCUCCAAAGGGUGCAAAACGCAAGACAGCUUCUCCUGUAGACAAAACCAACGGAUCUAGUGCCAAAAAGAUUAAGCACGAGACCACCAACGGAGAUGUUCUUCGACAGCCUCAUCCAUUCGCUGGAGAGGCUGAAGAAUAUGGCAUCGUGCUACGACAGUUUUAUCCACAUGAGAUGAGCAACUCCCGAGCUCGUGCUUAUAAUUCUGAUGAAAUCACUCGGCCAAUCGAAGCGCUCGUUGCGGCUUUGGAAGAAACGGCUGGGGCUCGUAAACAAGUGAAGCCCAAGGACGCGGUGGUUCAUUGGUUCAAGAUGGAUCUCCGACAUACCGACAAUCGAUCACUUGCACUGGCCAGUGCCAAAGCGAAAGAGGCAAAUGUUCCUCUUAUUUGCAUGUAUAUUGUGAGCCCUCAAGACUUUGAGGCUCAUCUCACUUCGCCCGUCAGGGUCGACUUUAUGCUUAGGACGUUGAGCGUCCUGAAAGAUGACCUGGCAGCCCUGGAUAUUCCCCUGUAUGUGGAAACAGUGGACAAGAGGAAGCAUGUUCCACAUCGCAUUUUAGAGCUCAUGGAAGAAUGGGGCAGUAACCAUCUCUUUGCCAAUAUGGAAUACGAAGUCGAUGAGCUGCGACGAGAAGCUCAGAUGAUCCGCCACUUUGCAGAAAAUGGAAAAUCAUUCGAGGUCGUCCACGAUACGUGCAUCGUGCCCCCAGGAGAGCUGCACAGCGGCUCUGGCAAGCAAUACGCCGUAUACACCCCUUGGUACCGAGCCUGGAUGGCGCAUAUACACGAGAAUCUCGAUCUCCUGGAGCUUUACGAUCGGCCUAAGAAAAACCCAGAUGGAGUCCGACAAAGGCUUCAGAAGCUGUUUGACUGUCGCAUUCCCGAUGCACCGGACAAUAAACAGCUCAGUGACGAAGAGAGAAGGAGAUUUCGCGGUCUGUGGCCUUGUGGUGAGCACGAAGCCAUGUCCAGACUGGAAAGUUUCUGCGAGGAGGCCAUUGGCAACUAUCACGACGAGCGAAACAUUCCUGGGGAUGAGGGCACAUCUUGCCUGUCUGUCCACCUUGCAAGCGGGACAAUCAGUUCGAGGACGUGUGUUCGAACGGCCAGGGACAGGAAUAAAACCAAGAAAUUAGACGGCGGGCAUCAGGGCAUCCAAGUCUGGAUCAGCGAGGUCGCUUGGCGAGACUUUUACAAGCACGUUCUUGUCAAUUGGCCGUAUGUGUGCAUGAACAAGCCGUUCAAACCCGAGUAUUCAAACAUCAGGUGGUCCUAUGAUAAAGACCAUUUCGCGGCAUGGUGCGAGGGACGCACCGGGUUUCCCAUUGUCGACGCUGCGAUGCGCCAGCUCAACCACGUUGGAUACAUGCACAACCGCUGUCGGAUGAUUGUUGCUUCGUUCCUGUCCAAGGACCUGCUCAUCGACUGGCGUAUGGGUGAGCGAUACUUUAUGGAGCAUUUGGUUGACGGCGAUUUCGCGAGUAACAACGGCGGCUGGGGGUUCAGCGCCAGUGUCGGAGUCGAUCCGCAGCCCUACUUUCGUAUCUUCAACCCGCUGCUCCAGAGCGAAAAGUUCGACCCCAACGGCACCUACAUCCGGAAAUGGGUUCCCGAGUUGAGCGAAUUGACCGACAAGGAAAUCCACGAUCCGUAUAAUCGAGGUGCUGGAACCAAAGCGAAGAAGCAGGGCUACCCCAAGCAGAUUGUCGAUCAUAAAGGCGCAAGGGACCGUGCCUUGAGUGCCUACAAGGAAGGGCUCGAGAGUGGAAUGUAG